This is a messenger RNA of Penicillium longicatenatum, 513 nucleotides long. RefSeq lists its product as uncharacterized. The transcript is spliced from 3 exons. NCBI's taxonomy places the organism in Eukaryota, Fungi, Ascomycota, Eurotiomycetes, Eurotiales, Aspergillaceae. The coding region runs from base 1 to 513 and encodes 170 amino acids. The record is from RefSeq and is a predicted model, not a curated record. Gene Ontology annotation, molecular function: hydrolase activity.
AUGCUCUUCCAGGAACUUGCCUUACUGCUCACCUGCAUCCUCAUUCCCGCCCAUGGACAGAAAACCCCACCCGAACUCUGCGCGACGGGUGUCCAUGCCAUUCUCAUCCGGGGUCAGGGGCCUGGCGAUCACUUGAAUGUCAUGGUUUCAAUGCAGAACCUUGUUUUACAGCUCAUCCCGGGUUCCAGCAGUGUGGCUCUGCCGUAUGAUCAUGGUGGUCCCGAUCAUAGAGUUGUCGCCGCCGAUGGCGCUCACCUAAUGCAGCAGUAUAUCCGAGACUAUGUCUCCUCAUGUCCUAAAUCGAAGAUCCUUCUCAUGGGGUACUCGCUGGGCGGUAUUGUCAUGAUGGACGGUCUCUGCGGGACUAGUUCCUUAUGGCUGAACCCCGUCUCUGCGAUUGAACCUCAGUAUAACCAAAAUGUGAUUGCGGCUGCCGCAUACGGCGAGGAGACCUUCAUCCCGGGAAUGAAAUGGAAUGCCGGGACCUGUCUCGAUGGAACUGGAGUAAGUUGA